This is a messenger RNA of Poecile atricapillus (Black-capped chickadee), 5810 nucleotides long. RefSeq names its product WIZ zinc finger (gene WIZ). Gene Ontology annotation, cellular component: nucleus. The record is from RefSeq and is a predicted model, not a curated record. Gene Ontology annotation, biological process: regulation of transcription by RNA polymerase II. NCBI's taxonomy places the organism in Eukaryota, Metazoa, Chordata, Aves, Passeriformes, Paridae. Gene Ontology annotation, molecular function: DNA-binding transcription factor activity, RNA polymerase II-specific; RNA polymerase II cis-regulatory region sequence-specific DNA binding. The coding region runs from base 40 to 5775 and encodes 1911 amino acids. The transcript is spliced from 14 exons.
CGGCGGGGCCGGGGGGGGAGCGGGGGGGGCGUCCCCAACAUGGCGGCGGCGGCGGCGGCGGCUCCUCCCGCGUCCCCCGCGGGCCCCGCCGCCUCUCCGGGCCCCUCGGCCCCGCCCGCGCCGCCCCCGCCGCUCCCCCCCUCAAGAUGUCGGCGGCGGCUCGGUCGCGCGCGGCGUGACGUAGUCAGGCCCCGCCGGCGGGAGGGGGGCGGGGGAGCGGCACCGGGAGCGGCACCGGGAGCGGAACCGGGACCGGGAGCGGCAGCGGGGGCGGCACCGGGAGCGGCGGGGGGAGCCCCGGGCCGGCUCCUCAGGGCGCCAUGGGCCCGGCGCGGCGGCGGAGGCGGAGCGGGCCCGAGGCGGGCGCGGGGCGGCGGCGGCGGCGGCGCUGAACGGGAACAGCCCCGAGGGCGCGGUACCGGAACCGGAGCGGGACGGUUUUUCCGGCGUUUCCCGUGCUCUGGGAUCGCCGUGGGCGCGUUCCCGCGGCGCGGGAUGGACGGGAGCGGCCCCGGAGCCCCCCCGGCCAUGGCCCCGGACAGCGAGGCCCCGGAGGCGCCGGGCGAGGCCGGAGCCGGGAUCCGGGAGAUCGGGGGGAAGCGGCCGGAGAGCGCGGCCGGAGCCGCGGGGCCGGGGCCGGAGCAGGAGGAGGAGGAGGAGGAGGAGGAGGAGGAGGAAGAGCCGGAUUUGUUCUCGGCGCUGGCCCGGACGGAGCCCGGGGUGGCCCUGGAGGCCAAGGAUGAGGCCGAUGAGCCCGACCCCGCCCUCUCCGGAGCCGUCCCGGCCGCGCCUCACCGGACACAGCUCGGCGCGGCUCCCGAGGAGCGCCCGGAGUUCCCUCGGCUGCUGUUCCGUGCGGAGCCGCUGGGCUGGGCCCGAAGCACUUUCCAGAGCGAUCCCCCGGAGCCCCGGCCGGACGCGGAGCCGCCGGGCAGCGACCGGGACGCGGCGCCGGAGGCCGGGAAAGCUCCGCCGGGAUCUCCGGAGCCCGUCCCGGCCGGGGAGAGCCCCCGGACCCAACCAAAGCAGGCGGAAUCGGCCGGAGCCGAGCGGGGCCGCGGGAGCCUCCGGAGCCUGGAGUGGAUCCCGGGCGCGGCGUUCCCGCAGCUCCGGGACGUAGCGGCCGGCUCGGCGUUCCGGCGGGAGGCGGCUUCGGCCUUCCGGAGAGCGCCCAAAGCCAAAGGCUCGGAGAGCCGGCGCCAGAGGGCGGCGCGGCCGGAGCCGCCCGGGCCCCCGGAGUGGGCGCCGGCAGAGCCGCCGUGGGCGCUCGACGCCGCCGCGCCGGAGCCGCCGGAGCCGCACGGAGCCUUCAUCCUCCCGGAGCCGCCGCCAGAGCCGCACGGAGCCUUCCUCCUCCCGGAGCCGCCGGAGCCGCCACCGGAGCCGCACGGAGCCUUCCUCCUCCCGGAGCCGCCGCCGGAGCCGCACGGAGCCUUCAUCCUCCCGGAGCCGCCGGAGCCGCACGGAGCCUUCAUCCUCCCGGAGCCGCCGGACAGGGAAGCGGAGCCGGAGCCGGAGCCGGAGCCGGAGCCGGAGGACGACGCCGGCGUUUUCACCUGCAUCGAGUGCAGCAUCUACUUCCGCAAGAAGGAGCACCUGCUGGAGCACACGCUGCAGCACAACCGCGGCGCCGAGCGCGGCUCCGCCGGCUCCCCCGCCGGCCGCCGCCGCCUGCGCUGCGGGGAGUGCGGCUGGGCCUUCGGCGAGGCGGCGGCGCUGGAGCGGCACCGGCGGCUGCACCAGGAGUCGCGGGAGAAGAUCAUCGAGGAGAUCCAGAAGCUGGACGAGCUGCCGGACGAGGGCCGCGAGGCGCGGCUCCAGUGCCCCAAGUGCGUCUUCGGCACCAACUCCUCCAAGAUCUUCGUGCAGCACGCCAAGAUGCACGUCAAGGAGAGGAAGGAGGGCGGCUCCCGCGGCUCCGGCAUCGGCUCCGGGCUCGGUUCUGGACUCGGUUCUGGACUCAGCUCCGGGCUCAGCUCUGGCCUUGGUUCCAGCCUCGGUUCUGGACUCAGCUCCGGCCUCGGUUCCAGCCUCGGUUCCGGCCUCGGUUCCGGGCUCUUCCACGGCCUCUCCGGCACCGAGGAGGCUCCGGCGGCUCCGGCCGGGCGAGCUCCGAGCUCCUGCGUCCUGUGCGGGUUCCCGGCGCCCGACGAGCGCGUCCUGAGGGAGCACCUGAGCUUCGCCCAUUCCCAGCUGUCCUGGCAGAGCUUCCCGGAGGAUCCCGGCCAGCCCGGCACCAGCCGCGACUCCUUCAGCCCCGCCGAGCUCUUCGGGAAGAGCGAGCGGCUUUUCCCGGCCGUGGCGGCGGCGCCGGCGCGGGAGGGCUCGGAGAGGAGCGCCGGUGGUGCCAGGAAGGACUGGAGGGGGCUCCAGCACGCCAGGAAGGCGGCGCCGCGUCCCGGCCCCCAGCACGGCCCCGCGCUCGCCGGAUUCACCAAGGGCCGCCCGCACUCGGCGCCGCGGCUGCCGCGGAAGAGAGCGGCCGGGCAGGACGGGGACGGCGACGCCGCGGGGCUGGAGGAGCUCCAGGAGGACGAGGAGGAUGAGGAGGAUGAGGAGGAGGAGGAGGAAGAGGCGGGCGGCGUGGCCGUGCCCGCGGCGGCGCUGGAGCUCAAGAGGAGCUUCGGGGCCCUGCUGAGGGCGGCGGGCUCGGAGCAGCAGCGGCGGCAGCUGCGGGCCAUGGUGCCCCUGGUGCUCCUGGAGGGGCCCAGCGCCAAGAGGAGGAGGAGGAGGAGGAAGAGGAGGAGGAGGAAGAAGCCCCCAGCAGCAGCAGCAGCAGGAGGAGGAGGAGGAGGAGGGUCGGGCGGGGGGUUCCUGCUGGAGGAUCCGCUCCCCCUGGACGUGCUGCUGCUGGAGGCGCCGCUGGAAGCGCCGCUGGAGCUGGAGGAGCUGCUGGGAUCCGAGGGGGCGGCGCUGAGGAACGAGGAGCGGCGCUGCCCCUACUGCCCCGACCGCUUCCACAACGGCAUCGGGCUGGCAAACCACGUCCGCGGCCACCUCAACCGCGUCGGCGUCAGCUACAACGUGCGGCACUUCAUCUCCGCAGAGGAGGUCAAGGCCAUCGAGCAGAGCUUCUCCUUCCAGAAAAAGAAAAAGAAAGUGGCCAACUUCGACCCGGGCACGUUCAGCCUGAUGCGCUGCGAGUUCUGCGGCGCCGGUUUCGACACCCGGGCGGGGCUGUCGAGCCACGCCCGCGCCCACCUGCGCGACUUCGGCAUCACCAACUGGGAGCUGACGGUGUCGCCCAUCCACAUCCUGCAGGAGCUGCUGGCCGCGACCCCCGCGCCCCCCGCGCUGCUCCGCGCCCUCGCGCCCUCGCCCGCCCCGCCCUGGGGCCACCCCGGCCCCCAGCACUACGGGGACGUGCUGGCUCCGGACGAGGAUGACCUGGUGGCCCUGGAAGUGACGUCCCCUCCUCCCAUUCCCAAGAAAAGCUCCGGGAAUUUGGUGCUGGAGCCGCCCCCGCCCCGCCUCGGGACCAAGCUCUCCCCGGAGCCCCCCGGCAGCAAAGCCGAGCCCCAGGAUUCCAAAGCCCCCAGCCUGGCCACGUGUGAGGUGUGCGGCGCCUGUUUCGAGACGCGCAAGGGCCUCUCGAGCCACGCGCGCUCCCACCUGCGCCAGCUCGGCGUCGCCGAAUCCGAGAGCUCCGGCGCUCCCAUCGACCUCCUGUACGAGCUGGUGCGGCACAAAGCCAAACCCGACGGCGCCAGGAAAUCCUCCUCUCCCAAGGAGCCGCCGGCGGCGCUGCCGGCGGCGCCGCGCCCGGAGCCGCCGCUCAACAAAGCCAUCAAAUCCCCGCCGGGGUUCGGCAAAGCGGCGCCGGGCUCGCCGGGGCUGCGCAAAGCCGUGCCGGGCUCGCCCUGCGCCCGCGGCGCCGCCGACGACAAGGGAGCCAAGCUGGGGCUGGGGCCGCUGCCCGCCGACGGAAAAUGGGGGCCGGACGAGGAGGCGCCACUCAACCUCACCUCGGGCGCGGAGCCGUGCCGCGACAUCCGCUGCGAGUUCUGCGGGGAGUUCUUUGAGAACCGCAAGGGGCUGUCGAGCCACGCGCGCUCCCACCUGCGCCAGAUGGGCGUCACCGAGUGGUACGUGAACGGCUCGCCCAUCGACACGCUGCGCGAGAUCCUGGCGCGCCGCCGCCCCGCCGCGCACCCCAAGGCCCUGCCCAAGGGGCUGCUGGCCGGGCUGGCGCCGCUGGAGCCGCCGCGGCCGCCGGAGCUGCACCUGGCCGGGCUGGCCAAGAAGGCCCCGCUCAGCCCCCCGGGGCCGGCGCCCGGCGCGGCUUCGCCGCCGCCCACGGCCAGGAAGAUGUUCCCGGGGCUGGCGGCGCCGGGAGUGCCCAGGAAGGUGAAGCAGGACCAGCUGCGGGUGGAGAUCAAGCGGGAGCUGAUGGCCUCGGCAGGAGGAGGAGGAGGAGGAGGAGGAGGAGGAGGAGGGGCCGGGAUCCAUCCCGGGGAGGCGGCGGCGCCGGAGCCGGGCUGGGCCGCGCACGAGGAGAUGGCGCCGCUCAACCUCUCGUCCCGGGCGGAGCCGUGCCGCGACAUCCGCUGCGAGUUCUGCGGGGAGUUCUUUGAGAACCGCAAGGGGCUGUCGAGCCACGCGCGCUCCCACCUGCGCCAGAUGGGCGUCACCGAGUGGUCGGUGAACGGCUCCCCCAUCGACACGCUGCGCGAGAUCCUCAGGAAGAAAUCCAAGCCCUGCCUCAUCAAGAAGGAGCCGCCGCUCCCGCCGGGGCUGGAGGCUCCCGGCCCUUUGCCGGAGGAGGCUCCGGAUCCCAAGCUCCCGGCUCCCGGCAAAGCUCUGCCGCCGCUGGCGCUGGCGCCGCUGGGCGCCGGCCGGCCCGGGAAGCCGGGACCGGGAUCGGGAUCGGGAUCGGGGCUGGCGCUGGCGCCGCUGGGAGCCAAAAACGCCGGAGCUUUCCUGGGAGCCAAACGGGCGCUGCCCGAGGAGGGGCUGGGAGCGCCCGGGGACGCCAAACACCGGAGCUUCGAGCUGGGCAUCAAGGCCAGGGCCCUGCACGACAAGGCCUCUGCCGAGGCGUGCUGCGAGCUGUGUGGGCUGUACUUUGAGAACCGCAAGGCUCUGGCGAGCCACGCCCGGGCUCACCUGCGCCAGUUCGGCGUCACCGAGUGGUGCGUGAACGGUUCCCCCAUCGAGACCCUGCGCGAGUGGAUCCGGCACCGGCCCCACAAGGCCGGCGCCUACCGCAGCUACAUCCAGGGGGGCCGGCCCUUCUCCAAGAAAUUCCGCAGCUCGGCGCCGCCGCGGGAGCCGCGCGGGGCCCUGGGAAUGCCCUUCCUGGGCAAGGCGGCGGCGCUGGCGGCCGAGGCCGCGCUGGGCGACGGGAAAGGAGCCGAGGGAGCCGAGAGAGCCCUGGGGACGGCGCUGGGGGUGGUGAAGGUGGAGGAGCCGCGGGGGAACUUCAGCAAGUUCGAGCGGCGCCAGGCGCGGCCGCUGGAGCCGCCGCUGCCGCGGGACGAGGAGGGCGGCGCCGAAUUCCCGCGGAAGCUUCCGGAGCCGCGGCCGCCGCCGCGCGUGCGCCCGGUGCCGGCGCUGGUGCCGCGCCCGCCCCAAACCUCGCUGGUCAAGUUCGUGGGGAACAUCUACACCCUCAAGUGCAGGUUCUGCGAGGUGGAAUUCCAGGGCCCUCUGUCCAUCCAGGAGGAGUGGGUGCGGCACCUGCAGCGCCACAUCCUGGAGAUGAAUUUUUCCAAGGCGGAUCCGUGCCGGAGCGAGGCCCCCCCGGAGCCGCCCGCCCUGCCCGAGGCUCCCUGAAUAUUCCCAAAAAAAAUUCCAGGAGGGGAAAAACA